AUGCACCUUCUGGAGAUCGACGACCAGGGUGAUAUCAGGCUGACUGAGGAUCUCCAGGAUGGCAUUCCUCCCUACGCGAUCCUCUCCCAUACUUGGGGAGAUGAUAAGGAUGAGGUCAAGUUCGACGACCUAAAACACGAAUCUUGGAAGAGUAAAGCUGGCUAUACGAAGAUUCGUUUCUGUGCGAAACAAGCCAAAAAAGACAACCUCAAAUACUUCUGGGUGGACACAUGCUGCAUCAACCAAGCGAAUUUCACCGCUUACUCCGAGGCAAUCAACUCAAUGUUUCGCUGGUACCACGAUGCAGCGAAGUGCUAUGUCUACCUGCCCGACGUGUCAAUGCGUAAGGGAGACGAAAACUACAUGAAACCGACUUGGGAGCUAGCUUUCCAACAUAGUCGAUGGUUCACCCGUGGCUGGACACUUCAAGAGCUCUUAGCGCCGGCCUCCGUUGAAUUCUUUUCGCAGGAAGAAGAGCGCUUGGGUAACAAGGAGACACUCGAAAAGCAGAUCCACGAGAUCACAGGUAUUCCGAUUGGGGCCCUCCGUGGCUCGUCUCUGUCGCAGUUUAGUGUGGAGGAGCGCAUGCGAUGGGUAGCUAAACGGAACACCAAGAAGAAGGAGGACAAGGCAUAUUGUCUACUUGGGAUCUUUGGUGUCUCCAUGCCUUUGAUAUACGGGGAAGGGGAAAAGAAGGCACUCGACCGGCUUCAGAGGGAAAUCGACGAGUCAAGAAGCUCCCCUACCAUAUCAUCCGACGGCAAUGUCGUCUUCGAUUCGAGAAGACGCAGCAUGGCGGUCCAUGAGCAGGAAAAAUAUCAACGCCUUCUUGAUUCCUUAACAUUCGAGCGCAUGGAUGCACGUCUUCUGAAUAUCGCCAAUGCUUUGCCGCAGACAUGUAGGUGGGUAUUCGACGAAAAGGAAUUCAGAACGUGGAUUACACGCAACGAGAUCGAAGACAACCAUGGUUUCCUCUGGAUCAAGGGGAAGCCUGGUUCAGGCAAAUCAACCAUCAUGAAAGAGGCUCUCAAAAAGAUCAAAAGAGAACAGCCCAGAGAUAUCAUCAUCUCUUACUUCUUCAACGCACGAGCCCCAGGCCUCUUAGAGAAGUCAAGUGUUGGAAUGUAUCGCUCGCUGGUACGUCAGAUACUUCAGGCACGGUCGGAGUUACAAGGACACUUCUUCCAAAUGUUUGCUAUGAAGGACCGAGGAGGGCUGGUGGACGAGUGGACGCCUGCAGAGCUGCAAGGAUUUCUAACAGACGUUGUGGAGAGCCUGGGAGACCGCACACUAGACGUGUUCAUCGAUGCUUUGGACGAAGGGGACGAAACCGACGUACGUCACCUUGUUACUUUCCUCGAAGAGCUAAGUCAAAGAGCAGUUUCAUGCCCUACAUCCCUGAGGAUAUGUCUCUCCAGCCGUCAUUAUCCACACAUCAGCAUCCGGAAGGGUCUUUAUCUUGUCAUGGAGCACCAAGAUGGACAGAGAGAUGAUAUUGACAGGUAUGUUCGACUUCGACUCCACGGCGAUGAAGGUCGUGGGACGAACGAACUGAGAGAAAAGGUGUGCCAAAAGUCGUCACGCGUAUUCCUCUGGGUCGUCCUGGUCGUCCCAAUGCUCAAUGAGCUUUACGACCAUGGUCUAGUUGCAGCGAUGGAGGCCCGUCUCGAGGGGCUCCCCGAUACCCUGGAUGGUCUAUUUGCGGAGAUUCUGGCAAGGAAUGCCGAGGGCAUCGACUCGUCUGUCUUGCUUUUGCAAUGGGUUCUUUUCUCGUCGCGGCCACUAAGCCCGGUCGAGCUAUAUCUUGGAAUGCAAUCCGCAUUGGCAUCAUCGCCCAUUGGAGGUGCCACAUCGAUUGCUGAAGAAACAGUGGAGCGAUACCUUCUCAAUUGCUCUCGGGGACUUACUGAAGUCACUAGGACCGAGCCACCUUUGGUACAGUUUGUGCAUGAGGCAGUUCGAGAUUUCCUCCUUGGGGAGAAUGGCUUCAAAAAAAUCGACACCCGUCUGGCUGGAAAUGUCAAGGGCAUCAGCCAUGAGCAACUCCAUACGGCCUGUUUGCGAUAUUUCGACCAAUGUCUGCCGUUGAAUAAUCCGGUCUAUCGGCGAGAGGAUCUUCCGCAGACGUUCCCUUUCGCCAAUUACGCCGUCAGGUUCAUGUUUUCGCACGCCGACGUUGCAGAGGCUAGCGGAAUCCCUCACCGCGAGUUUCUGAGGCGGUUCCAGAGCAAUGGUUCUCACGACUUUUUGAAGUGGAUCCAGUUCUGGAAUAGUUUUCAACCCUGGGAAGCAGAACAAUAUACUAUAGCCGUGCAUUUACUCUAUAUUUUGGCCAAGCGAAACCUGGUCGAUCUGGGAAAAGUGUUGAUUGACGACGGAGUUGACGUCAACGCUCGGGGGCAAUACUUCGGGAAUGCAUUGCAAGCAGCCUGCGCAAAUGGCCAUGAACAAAUGGCAAAGCUUCUUGUUGAAAGUGGCGCGAGCAUCAAUGCUCAGGGUGGCCGUUACGUAGUAUACGGUCACGAGGGUAUAGUCCGACUGCUACUUAAGGAGGGAGCGGACGUUAAUGCUCAGGGAGGCAUAUAUGGUAGUCCACUACAGGCAGCAGCAGCAACAAGUCACGAGAGUAUAGUCCGACUACUACUUAAGGAGGGAGCGGAUGUUAAUGCUCAGGGUGGCCACUAUAAUAGUGCACUACAGGCAGCAGCAGCAAAAAGUCACGAGAGUAUAGUCCGACUGCUACUUAAGGAGGGAGCGGACGUUAAUGCUCAGGGUAACGACUAUAACUAUAAUAGUGCACUACGGGCAGCAGCAGUAAGGGGUAACGAGGGUAUAGUCCGACUACUACUUGAGAAGGGAGCGGACGUUAAUAAUACUCAGCGUGGCUUUAGUAAUGCACUACUGGCAGCAGCAGCAAAAGGUCAUCCGGAAACAGUCCGACUGCUGGUUGAGCAUGGAGCGGACGUCAAUGCUCUGGGUGACCGAUAUGGUAGUGCACUGCAGGCAGCAGUAGUACUCGGUAACGAGAGUAUAGUCCGACUACUAGUUGAGCAUGGAGCGGACGUCAAUGCUCAGGAGUAG
This is a messenger RNA of Cladophialophora yegresii CBS 114405, 3081 nucleotides long. RefSeq lists its product as uncharacterized. The record is from RefSeq and is a predicted model, not a curated record. Gene Ontology annotation, molecular function: protein binding. NCBI's taxonomy places the organism in Eukaryota, Fungi, Ascomycota, Eurotiomycetes, Chaetothyriales, Herpotrichiellaceae. The transcript has 3 exons. Bases 1 to 3081 code for a protein of 1026 amino acids.